Microsporum canis CBS 113480 is the source of this 1014-nucleotide messenger RNA. RefSeq lists its product as uncharacterized. The transcript has a single exon. The record is from RefSeq and is a predicted model, not a curated record. NCBI's taxonomy places the organism in Eukaryota, Fungi, Ascomycota, Eurotiomycetes, Onygenales, Arthrodermataceae. Bases 1 to 1014 code for a protein of 337 amino acids.
AUGCCUCUGUUUGCCUCCCUGUUUUCUCGUCGACGUUCUCGCCAGGCUCGAGAGGAGAAAGCAUCUGCUAGUAAUGCUGCUGGGGCGUCUGCAGUGCAGAAGAAUGGGACCAACCAUAAAGCUCCUCGGGUCGAGCUCGACCUUCCGCACAUCAAACCCUCUGAACAGACGCAGCUCGAAGCCGAUACCGAGCCCCGUACGCCAGCGGAAAACGCUGAUGACAAAGUUGUGAACCCAGCGUCGAUAGAGCUUCCCUCGUCGCCACAGAAUGGCCAGGCAAUGUCUCCUGGAACGGUGUCCAAGAAACAGUCGUUGAUGUCGGUAAGGAGUGAUGGACAACAGCAACCACCACAGUUCUUCAAGGAAGGCAAGAGGCGGAACCGUCGAAUGUCUGUCUUCUCGUCUCUCAGAUCCAGGCCUUCAACAGCAAUGUCGACCGCAACAGAGCCGGCCCCAGAGCUUCAGAUGUCGCCUGUCACCUCAAACGUCAGCCGAACUUACUUCCCUCCAGACCCAAAAUUUCAACUUGACUUGAAGCCAGACACCUUUAGUAAGGCUUUCAACGGAUCAAGCCUACCUUUUGUUGAUGAGAUGUUUGGAGAUAAAGAUAAGCCUGAAUCAUCGUCAAAAACAUCUGGCUGGCUGGGUCAACAGAACAGUAACACCACCACCGCCGCCACUGCGUCAGAUUCAGGAAAUAAUGUUUCACGAGGGUGGUUAUUACCAGGUUUAGAAUCAGUUAUGGAUGGAGAUACCCUGAACACAAAUACAAAUGCUACAUUAACCCAGCCCAGUUCCCCAGUCAAUGGAACCUCUAAUUCCCCGAAGAGUCUCCCAUCACCCACUUCGUUACCACCACUAUCUGCUUCACCAGAAUCAUCCAAAUCAUCUAGUCGUACCCCGCUGGAGAAGUCACUUAGCAAGAGUCUAUCUCCAAACACACCCCAGGGUAGUGUCCCAUCCUCACCAACCGCCAUCACCACCACCACUACACCCAAUGGUGUGACUGUGUAG